AUGAGCUCGUCCUCGUCGGCUCACAGAACGGCACAACAUACCGACCACCGCAUGUCCUCCGUCAACCCACCCACUUCCCUGCUCCAACAAGACGCACAGGCGUCUGCGAGCGCGUCGCAGUCUUCCCGCCAGCGAGCGUCAGCAGCUUGUCUCCAAUGUCGGCGUCUAAAGUCCAAAUGUCGCCGUGACCCAGACCCAUCCAAGCCGUGCGAGAGGUGCAAGUCGCUCAGGACAGAGUGUGAAGUGGUCAAGAGUCGCCGUGGGCGUGUGCUGGGCAGCAGAAACAAGCAGACGGGAGUGGCCAAGUCCCUCGCCCAGGUCCAUGCCGAGCUCGACCGUCUCAAGCACUCUGGCGACCUGCGCUCUCCGAACGGAAAGAGACGUCGCGUGAGGAGCGAGUCGUAUGUCUCUGGGCAUGAAGAGGAAUAUGAUUCCGACCACCUUAUCUCUGGUGACUCCAACACCCUGUAUGACAUGGACGACUCGUCCGUCCUCACCGAAUUGCCCCUCGAGAGCCGCCAGUCGCCCGAACCCGACAGGGGCGACCAUGCGCACCCCUUGUCGUUACUGUCAAACGUCGGCUCGGCGCUGCAGCAAGAAGUCGUCGUAUCGGAGGGGACGCCCACGCGCAGCACCUCGCCUGCCGAGCACCAUAAACCCCACAUGAUCCACCCGGGGUGGUCGCGUAAGCAGCUCCAGCAAGCAGCGGCCAAGCGUAGUGUCUACUUUCGCCACCGGCCGGGGACCGUCAAGCGCGAUGUGGCCAAAGUGCUGGAUCCAAUCUCGAGGAAGAUGCUCAGCAAGGACCAGGCGGUGCAGCUUGUAGAUGAGUUUAUGACCAUGAUGCAGCCCCAAGUCGGAUUCAUGGACCCCAAGAUCCACACGUUGGACAACUUGCGCGCCCGCUCGGCCCUGCUCGAGACGGCCAUCCUCGCCAUCGCUGCCGGGGCCAAGGAUGCGCCAGGCGCGAAAGAGCUCGCCGAGAGCCUCUACAAGCACGCCGAGGGGCUGCUCGUUACCAUUGUCUCGAGGAACACCAAGAGUCCGGAGAUUGUCCUCGUGAGUUUCCGAGUGCUCGACGCGCAAGCUCACAGCAGGCCCUCCUCGCAUUGUCCCUCUGGCCGAGGUGCCCGGAACGUAUCGUCGAUGACCGGUCGCGAACGAGGUGAGCUGUCGACCCCGAACUCUAAGCUCACAGACAGUUUGAGUGCGUUCUCGGGCCGACCCCCCAUGAUUGCCGGUGACCUGGACCUCGUUUCCAAGAACCGCUGGCUCGACCACCCGUACUGCACGCUCGGCGACCGCAUGGUGGUCGGAUUCUUGGAACUUCGCUCCAUUGAGGUGGGUUUCCCCUUGCUGGAAGUUGUCUGA
Apiotrichum porosum is the source of this 1371-nucleotide messenger RNA. RefSeq lists its product as uncharacterized. Gene Ontology annotation, biological process: regulation of DNA-templated transcription. The coding region runs from base 1 to 1371 and encodes 456 amino acids. The transcript is spliced from 8 exons. Gene Ontology annotation, molecular function: DNA-binding transcription factor activity, RNA polymerase II-specific; zinc ion binding; transcription cis-regulatory region binding. Lineage: Eukaryota; Fungi; Basidiomycota; Tremellomycetes; Trichosporonales; Trichosporonaceae. The record is from RefSeq and is a predicted model, not a curated record. Gene Ontology annotation, cellular component: nucleus.